GCGACUGAGUUCUGUCAGUUCAGUCAGUAGUAAACCGACGUGCCGGCUGCAAGUUUAUUCGAACGUUUGUUAUCGAACUGCAACAGCUUUGAGGGUCUAUCUUCGUUGAGAUCACGAGAAAUAUAUAUUUAGAAGAAAAAUGACUUCGUUAAAUGAAAAAUUAUUAAGCACUGUCGUGGAGCCCACUUCGAAUGGAAAAAACAAAGUUACUGUUGUGGGUGUCGGCCAGGUCGGAAUGGCAUGUGCCUUCAGUAUUUUGACAAAUAACGUGUCGAACGAUCUUGUGCUCGUCGAUGUGAUGGCGGACAAGCUAAAAGGAGAAAUGAUGGAUCUGCAACAUGGUAGUGCGUUUUUGAAGAACGCAAGGAUCAACGCCAGUACGGAUUACGCGGCUACAGCGAAUUCAACUCUAUGUAUCGUGACUGCAGGUGCUCGUCAACGCGAAGGCGAGAGCAGGCUCGAUCUGGUUCAAAGGAAUACCGAUAUCUUUAAAGGGAUCAUUCCUCAGCUGGUCAAAUAUAGUCCAAAUACGAUCUUAUUGAUUGUAUCUAAUCCCGUUGACAUAUUGACUUACGUUGCAUGGAAACUAUCCGGUUUGCCGCAGAAUCGCGUUAUUGGUAGCGGCACCAAUUUGGAUUCCACGCGUUUUCGCUUCCUACUUUCUCAAAAACUCAACGUAGCGCCGACCUCUUGUCAUGCUUGGGUAAUAGGAGAACAUGGCGACAGUAGCGUACCGCUUUGGUCUAGCGUGAACGUCGCGGGUGUACGUUUUCGCGAUCUUAAACCUAACAUCGGUACAAGCAAAGACGAAGAACAUUGGGGUGAAUUGCAUAAACAAGUCGUCGAAAGUGCAUACGAGGUUAUCAAGCUCAAAGGUUAUACUUCCUGGGCAAUUGGACUUAACGUAUCGAGUCUCGCAGCAACGAUACUGCGAAACACUUAUCAAGUUCAUGCCGUUACCGUCAAACUUACCGGUCAUCAUGGUAUUACCGAGGACGUUUUCUUAUCUCUACCAUCUAUAUUGGGUGAAAACGGUGUCACGUCAAUCGUUAAUCAAAUAUUGACGAAUGAAGAACGGGAGCUACUUCAAAAAUCAGCCAAUACAAUACAUGACAUCCAGAAAAAUCUGAAGCUUUAAAAUGAAAGUAAUGCGUUCUACUUUGCAUUUUUGUUUGCCUCUUAUAUGUCGUGUGUGUGUUCAAUGUAUAUUUAUUUUGUUUAAACUUUCAUUAUUCUUAAGCAACAGUGAUAUCGGUGAUUGCUUCCAGUUUUUUACUUAUAUCAUAUAGUUGCAUUUAUUUCGACGAAAUUAUUAUUAUUAUUAUUAUUAUUAUUAACUUAAUUCGGACGGAAAUUAUAGUUAUUUUACAAUAAUUAAUUACUUAGUGGAUUUUAUUUUCGAUGAAUGCUAAAGAUACUAAUUGUAUUAUUUAUUUUAUAUCUACUUAAAGUUGUGUUCAAGAAAAUUUUUUUAAUUUCAUGACAAGCAUAUACAGAUGUGGCAAUUUAUUUAUUUUUUUGAAGAUGUUAGAAAAUUCGAAUACGAGUUUCAGUAUUAAUAAUGUAGUUUAAUUAGCAUUGAUGUCGUGAUAUGAGUAUUAUCAUACUACUUUUCUCAGUGAAAUAUAGCUAAACCUAAAUUUAUUAUUAUGACAUAAAUCAUGACAUAAAGAUAAUUGCGCACAUGAAAUGAUGCGAAGUAUAUUGACCUGGGAACGUAAACGUAUCACAUAUUUUACAACUAAACUAUGAAUUAUCAUGAUACUUCCGCUCCUUGCGCUUUCAUGGAUCUUUUUUUUAUAAAUCUAAUAUAACAUAAUUGUAAUAAAUGUUUCCUAAUUAUUUAAUAUAUAAGAAUUAAACAAAUAUUUUAUUUCAAA
Molecule: messenger RNA, 1880 nt
Organism: Vespula pensylvanica (western yellowjacket)
Lineage: Eukaryota; Metazoa; Arthropoda; Insecta; Hymenoptera; Vespidae
Product: L-lactate dehydrogenase-like
Exons: 5
Coding region: 140-1138 (332 amino acids)
Biological process (GO): carboxylic acid metabolic process
Cellular component (GO): cytoplasm
Molecular function (GO): L-lactate dehydrogenase (NAD+) activity
Source: RefSeq, a predicted model, not a curated record